Spea bombifrons (plains spadefoot toad) is the source of this 1708-nucleotide messenger RNA. RefSeq names its product zinc finger protein 568-like. NCBI's taxonomy places the organism in Eukaryota, Metazoa, Chordata, Amphibia, Anura, Pelobatidae. The transcript is spliced from 11 exons. Bases 217 to 1458 code for a protein of 413 amino acids. Gene Ontology annotation, biological process: regulation of DNA-templated transcription. The record is from RefSeq and is a predicted model, not a curated record.
AGUGAAUGUGUGCGAACAUGUAGAGGCUGCAUUACUGUUGUGUAAAUGGAUUUUUAUUUGAUUAUCACAGCUUGGAAUGGGAUUCAUAUUUAUCCAUUGAAGCUCAAGGAAAAGUCAGCUCUUAAAUGUAAACCAUUGCACUAAACAGGCGAAGGCUGUGGCAAAGCAGUAUUUAAAGCAACAAAACUAGAAACUUUGAACAGCAUAACUAGGAAGAUGGCUAAGAAGGCGUCUGCUAAGGCUUCAAUAGCGUUCACUUCAGUCGCUGCCUGCUUCACGGAAGAGGAAUGGAACCUUUUGGAAGAAUGGCAAAGGCUGCUUUACGAGGACGUGAUGAAGGACGUGCACGGAGCACUGAUUUCACUGGGCUACUCAAUCCUUAAUCCGGACACAUUAUUGAAAGUUAAAAUGGCAGAAGAAGACCGCUACGUGGAUGAUGAAAAGAAACAAUGUGAUGUUCCUGCGAAAGGUUGUAGCGAUGUCAAACCGGAAAUAGUGAUGAAAAUUAAGCAUCUGAAAGAGGAAGAUUCUGGGUCUCUGGGAGAGAAGUCAUCUUCAGGGCCCGUUGCUGAUUUUCAAAAAAACUUCCUAAUCAAGGAAGAGGAAGAAGGCUAUGAAAUCAACAAAACUAUCACAGGAGAGGAGAAUCCCGCUGGCUUUGGUUCUUUUAUGCCCCUAUCAGAUUGUUCUCCCAGUCCCAGUGAAAAGAACCAAUUAUCAGGUGUGGAGCCCCAAGACCAAUGCACAGUGGAGGGUGGACCAAUAUUUGAUACUGUAACAAUGGUACAAAUAAAGGAGGAGAAUAACCUCGAUGCCGCCGUCCAACAAAUUUGGUCUUCAAGGGAAAACCUCAGUAUUAACGCAUCAGGGGGUCCGAUAGUUGAUACUGUAACAAUGGUACAAAUAAAGGAGGAAGAUCACCUCGAUGCCACUGUCCAACAAAACUGUUCUUCAAGGGAAAACCUCAGUACUAAUGCAUUGGGUGGUCCAAUAUUUGAUACUGUCACAAUGGUACAAAUAAAGGAGGAAGAUCCCCUCGAUGCUGCUGUCCAACAAAACUGGUCUUCAGGGGAAAACCUCAGUACUAAUGCAUCAGACAGCUCCUCAGAUGAAACGUCUAGUCAGAAUGCACAUCUUGAAGUAGAGGAAAAUGAUCAGGAGCCGGCUGUUGACAGCAUGCAAAACAACUGCGUAUUGAGGGACCUAAGCACAGCCACCCUGGAGAGCAUUCAUGGUUUAAUAAGAAAUGCAAGGGUGAGGAAAAGAAAAAUUAAAGAGGAAAGACCUCACAAGUGCAUAGUAUGUGACCGAUGUUUCACGAGACACUCAAAUCUUGUCGCGCACUACAGAACGCACACAGGAGAAAGGCCGUACGAGUGUCACCAGUGUCACAAAACCUUUAUCAACAAAUCGAACCUUUGUCGCCAUGUGAGAAUACACGUCAGACAGAAUCUAUAGUGAGCCCUGAACUUUCAAAUAGAAGAAACCUUCACCGUCUCGCGGAAGGCUGUAAAUAUGUAAUUAUCGAAAUGGUGUAUAAUUGGAUACAGAGUUACAAAAACCGUGGAAAUUUGGACUGGGCCGGUCUCAGGAGUUGUGUAGCUACGGCUUAUGUUUCUUUGCUGUGCCAAACUUUGUGCUGUUUUGUUUUCACCUCUGUGGAUGUAUCGCUGCAUGGUUCCAAAGAAAAGCCUCAUAUAAUUUAGAA